Tachysurus vachellii is the source of this 1988-nucleotide messenger RNA. RefSeq names its product alpha-2C adrenergic receptor-like. Gene Ontology annotation, molecular function: alpha2-adrenergic receptor activity. Lineage: Eukaryota; Metazoa; Chordata; Actinopteri; Siluriformes; Bagridae. Gene Ontology annotation, biological process: platelet activation; regulation of vasoconstriction; regulation of smooth muscle contraction. The coding region runs from base 267 to 1598 and encodes 443 amino acids. The record is from RefSeq and is a predicted model, not a curated record. Gene Ontology annotation, cellular component: membrane. The transcript has a single exon.
AGAACAGAGAUGCGACUGCAUGGAACAAGACUACAUUUUCUUUAUGAUACAGUUCUGAUUUCUGUGAUAUGGGAUUUUGCACAUUUUAAACUUUGGUUUAUUUUGCUGUGUCCUGCUUUUGCGUUUUUUAACCAUGCGUUGUUUUAAAUAUGAUCAAUGACGCACGGGUUUUAAACUCUGCGAGUUGUUGUACUUUAUGAUGUCUUAUGUGGACAUGAAGAGGAUAAAGGCUGAAUAAAAAAGAUAGUAAUUCUGCGCGCAGCGGCAUGGAGGCACCGGGUGGCGUGGACGCGCCGGCGGUCUCCUACACGUCCUCAUCCGCAAACUCCUCGUGGGAGUCGGAAACGCGCUACUCGCGGACAGCAGCGGCGGGACUCGCGGCGCUUGUCGCCUUCCUCAUCGUGUUCACGGUGGUGGGAAAUGCCCUGGUGAUGCUCGCAGUAUUAACGAGCCGUGCGCUUCGUGCGCCGCAAAAUCUGUUCCUGGUGUCUCUGGCUGCGGCGGACAUCCUGGUGGCGGCGCUCGUCAUGCCUUUUUCGCUCGCCAACGAGCUGAUGGGAUACUGGCACUUUGGGCGUGCGUGGUGCGGUGCGUACCUGGCGCUUGACGUGCUCUUCUGCACCGCCUCCAUCGGACACCUGUGCGCCAUCAGCUUGGACCGCUAUUGGUCAGUCACGAGUGCUGUUCAAUACAACCUGAAGCGCACACCUAGUCGCAUCAAGGCUGCCAUACUGGCCGUGUGGAUCAUCUCCGCCCUCAUAUCUUCACCGCCACUCUUCUCCAUGAUGGACAAUGGGUUGGCAGAGGGCACAGGGCAGCUUCCACAGUGCCAACUCAAUGACGACACGUGGUACAUUUUAGCCUCCAGUUCUGCAUCCUUCUUCUUGCCGUGCAUCAUCAUGAUCCUUGUCUAUGUGCGCAUUUACAGGGUGGCCAAGACAAGAACAAGGACCUCUUCAGAGAAAAAGCCAAGUCUAGACACUGAUAACGGCAUCAGCAUCGCCACUUCAGUGGUGAGGAUGAACGGAGAGAGAGAGAAUGGGCACUGUCCGGGGACACCAGGCAUAAAUGUAGAUCCACGGCCAUCAAUCCAGGCUGAGCCAGAACCCACCUCAACUUUGGAGGCCAAAAGCUGGAAGGAAAAAGAUACAACACCAAGCAGAAGCCAUGAAGGCUCAAAACGUGGGUCAUCAUUGCCAUCUCUGGCAUCAGAGACAAGCAGACGGGCAUCCCGUGCCAGCAGCAAGACACAAGAUUUGUUUUCAUCUCGGAGGAUGUCUAGCGGACGAAGGAAGAACAGCAGUGGUGGCAGCAUAAGGAGGAGAAGAGCGUCUCAGGUGCGUGAAAAGCGCUUCACCUUUGUUCUAACUGUGGUGAUGGGUGUCUUUGUGCUCUGCUGGUUCCCGUUCUUCUUCAGCUACAGCUUGUAUGGCAUAUGCCGCCAGGCGUGCCACAUUCCUGACCUCCUCUUUAAGUUCUUCUUCUGGAUUGGUUACUGCAACAGCUCACUUAACCCUGUCAUCUACACCAUCUUCAACCAGGACUUCAGAAGGGCUUUCCACAAGAUACUUUGCUCUCCCUGGAAAAAGUCCUUCUAAAAUUUUGCACACUGCAGAUCACUUUACGCUCUAUAAGCUCGAAAGAAUUGAUUUCAUAGAAAUGGCGACCAUCAAAAAAAAAUUUCAUGGAUGCUUUCUGGAGUCUGAAUGUUGUAAUUCUUUCAUGUUCUCUGAUAAUGGAGAGGUAUUAUAUUUGAAAGGGACAGCUGAAAAAUCUGAGUGAGACAUUCCUCUGCCUGUUAGGAAUAAUAAAGAUAAGAGUUGAUUCUCUCUGCUCUGGUUGCUGGAGAAAGAAUUAGAGGUGAGCUGCUGGUUACUGUCACAGGAGAAGCCAAGCAGAAGCAUAAGAGUGUAUCUUCACUGCUAGUUGUAAAUUUUCAGAUGUAUUUAUUUUUUAUGCAAGUUCUAAUUAUGAUGUAUUCAAUAAAA